AUGAAUUCAAUCGAGUUUUACAUUUCGUGUCAAAUAUUCAAAGAGAUCUUAGAGUGCGUCCAGUAUUUGCAUGAAUUGAGUCCACAGAUCAUUCAUCGGGAUCUCAAACCCGACAAUAUAUUGGUGGCCCGGGAUGUGAAGGACGGCCGCUAUUUUAAAUUAUGUGGCUUUGGUUUGUCGACAGUACACGACCGGGACUUCUAUACGAUGACUGGUAGGCCAAGCGGUGCUCCUGAAUAUCAGGCACCGGAAGUCACAAAUGGCAGGUAUGACCACAGGAUAGACAUCUUUAGUCUGUUUAAAAUCGGCGAAAAACUAUUUGAUUUGAAUGUGAAUGACAAGUCGUAA
Molecule: messenger RNA, 348 nt
Organism: Oppiella nova
Lineage: Eukaryota; Metazoa; Arthropoda; Arachnida; Sarcoptiformes; Oppiidae
Source: the annotation of a GenBank genome assembly